Cajanus cajan (pigeon pea) is the source of this 1617-nucleotide messenger RNA. Its product is annotated as RNA-binding (RRM/RBD/RNP motifs) family protein. Gene Ontology annotation, molecular function: RNA binding. NCBI's taxonomy places the organism in Eukaryota, Viridiplantae, Streptophyta, Magnoliopsida, Fabales, Fabaceae. The record is from RefSeq and is a predicted model, not a curated record.
GUGCUUGUGGGUAACGAAGAGGUGAAGCAGCAGAAGAAUGCUCCGUUCAACUGCAUUCCCGCCACCGUACAAUUCUGCGCCAGUUACCUCUCGCGCCCACACGUGUCACUCUCUGCCACCCGCACGUGCCCUUCAUUCUCGCUCUUCUUUCGUUUCGCGCCUCGUCUUCCCACAAUUCCGGCCACCCCGCGUGAACCUUUCCGGCGGCGGAUUCGUCACCUCCACCGCGAAGAGGCAAUGGCGCGGCGGCGCUGAACGCGCGGGAGCGGACGACGGUUUCGGCGAGGACGAUGAUGAUUUUGGUGAUGAAUACGACGACGAAGAAGAAGAAUUUGAUGAUGAUGAUAGUGAUGAUGAUGAGGGGAUGCUUCCGCUGGAGAAGAUGAAUAAAUGGUUUGAGAAGAAACCGAAGGGCUUUGGUGAAGGGAAAGUGUACGACACUUCGGUUGAGGAUAAGCUGCUCGAGGAAAUGCGCCAGAGUAGAAUAGCUCAGGCUGAGAACUUGAAGAGGCUUAAGAGUAACCCUGUGAAGCAUGCUUCCAACGAAAGAACUCAAAAGAAGAAAGAUGAAGAACUUGUUCGAAUUGGAAGUCGAGUGCGCUUGGUGAACCUACCAAAGAAAAAGAACAUCCAUAAAGAUCUGAAAUCAGCUUUGCAAGGGAUUCCAGGCAUAAUUAAUAUAGUCCCGGCUGUUACUGGAAACAAGAAGACAAGGGACCCAAUCUGCAAGGGUUUUGCUUUUGUUGAUUUCAAGCAUGAAAAGGAUGCGGCUAGGUUUGUAGAGUUAUACACGGGACAAACUAUUACCUUUGGUAAAAUUCAGAAGCAGAUAAAAUGUGAGCUUGUAAAUGUACAUUCUUCAUCUUCUUCUCUAAAAUCAAGCGAAAACCUUAGUGCUGCUCCGAAACUUGAGGCCGCUGCCUUUGAAGAAGAUUCAAAUGAGGAUUCCAAUAUGGAUGAUUCUGCCCCAACUUCCUGGGAUGAGACCAAUUCAGAUGAUUUGAAUGACCUGGCCUAUCAGAUAGAUGGAGAAGAACAGGAAGAUGAUGAGGAUAAUCGAAAGUCUGUCACUGCUUUGAGAGUGGAUGGUGAUGAUAGUGCGGAAAUGAGGAUCGGUCCUGAAAUUAUUUCGCUUCCGUCAGACCAGGUUGACAGAAACCCCGCUUCUGAAAAGUCAUUUGCCAAAGAUAAACAGGAAAAUGGCCGUAAAGAAAAACCAACUUCGAAAGAGAAAGCCAAAAAAGUUUUAGGUGUUCCCGGAUCUGCAAGAAGGUUAAAGAUUAGGGAGAAGGCUGUAUUAAGUGAUGUUUUCUCCAAGUACGGAUUGAAAGCUACACUUGCAUCAAAAGAUAGUUAGUAAAUUGCCAUGAGAUGAGAUUGCCGAAGUCUGUAUCAUCACACAGCAAGUAAUGUCUAAAAACUAAAAGGUCACAUUACAUGCAAUGGGACUUUUUAGUUGGCCAUGGAUGCCGGUUUUUGAUUUAGUGUAUAAUCAAACUGUAGCAUAGGAGUAUUGUCGAUAAAUUGAUUAUCCUAUAUUAUUAUUUUUAUGAAUGACAAUAUUUUUUUCGUAGUAUUUCAAUGCAUGGAAUGAUUGGGUGGGAAUUGAGAGGUUUA